AUGCAAUGCCUAGGAAUCCGCAGCCGGACCCGCUCCAGAGAGCUCUACCUGCAGGAGCAGAGCCUCAAGGUGGCAGCGCUCAAUGGGCAGAGGCUGGGCCUACAGGAUGAUGAGGACCUACAGGUCCUGCUGAAGGGCAGCCAGCUCCUGAAGGUGAAGUCCAACUCAUGGCGGCGGGAGCGUUUCUACAAGUUGCAGGAAGACUGCAAGACCAUCUGGCAGGAGUCCCGCAAGGUCAUGCGGACCCCAGAGUCCCAGCUGUUCUCCAUUGAGGACAUUCAGGAGGUGCGGAUGGGGCACCGCACGGAGGGCCUGGAGAAGUAUGCCCGCGACGUGCCCGAGGACCGCUGCUUCUCCAUCGUCUUCAAGGACCAGCGCAAUACACUAGACCUCAUCGCCCCAUCGCCAGCUGACGCCCGGCACUGGGUGCAGGGUCUGCGCAAGAUCAUCCACCACUCGGGCUCCAUGGACCAGCGGCAGAAGCUGCAGCACUGGAUUCACUCUUGCUUGCGAAAAGCUGACAAAAACAAGGACAACAAGAUGAGCUUCAAGGAGCUGCAGAACUUCCUGAAGGAGCUCAACAUCCAGGUGGAUGACAGCUACGCCCGGAAGAUCUUCAGGGAAUGUGACCGCUCCCAGACAGACUCGCUGGAGGAUGAGGAGAUUGAGGCCUUCUACAAGAUGCUGACCCAGCGGGAGGAGAUUGACCGCACCUUUGCGGAGGCCGCAGGCUCCAGGGAGACGCUGUCAGUGGAUCAGUUAGUGACGUUCCUGCAGCACCAGCAGCGGGAGGAGGCGGCGGGGCCUGCGCUGGCCCUCUCUCUCAUUGAGCGCUAUGAACCCAGCGAGACGGGUGAGGGCCUGGCUGGGGCCUUCAGCCUGCACUGCCUGGGUCUAACACUGGCUGGGAGACGCCUGGGGAGUGUCAGGAGCUGGAGGGAAGGGGGGUGCCUCAGCCUGCCCCAUGAAGGCAAGCAGAUGGGAGACAGGACUCCAGGCCUAGCCGCCACGCCUACCCGCAGGGCGCUGUGCAAGGGCUGCCGCUGCCUGGAGCUCGACUGCUGGGACGGCCCCAACCUGGAGCCGAUCAUCUACCACGGCUACACGUUCACCUCCAAGAUCCUCCUCUGCGACGUGCUCAGGGCUAUCAGGGACUACGCCUUCAAGGCGUCCCCCUACCCCGUCAUCCUGUCCCUGGAGAACCAUUGCAGCCUGGAGCAACAGCGUGUGAUGGCGCGACACCUGCGCACCAUCCUGGGCCCCAUGCUCUUGGACCGGCCGCUGGACGGGGCCACUACCAGCCUGCCUUCCCCUGAGCAACUGAAGGGGAAGAUCUUGCUGAAGGGGAAGAAGCUUGGGGGGCUCCUGCCCCCUGGCGGGGAGGGUGGCCCUGAAGCCACUGUCGUGUCUGAUGAGGAUGAGGCUGCCGAGAUGGAGGACGAGGCAGUGAGGAGCCGAGUGCAGCACAAGCCCAGGGAGGACAAGCUCAGGCUAGUGAAGGAGCUCUCCGAUAUGGUCAUUUACUGCAAGAGUGUCCACUUUGGGGGCUUCUCCGGCCCCGGCACCCCAGGACAGGCUUUCUAUGAGAUGGUGUCCUUCUCUGAGAACCGCGCCCUCCGACUGCUCCAAGAAUCAGGAAACAGCUUUGUUCGCCACAAUGUGACUCACCUGAGCAGGAUCUACCCUGCUGGGUGGAGAACGGACUCCUCCAACUACAGCCCCGUGGAGAUGUGGAACGGGGGCUGCCAGAUCGUGGCCCUCAAUUUCCAGACACCUGGCCCAGAGAUGGAUGUGUACCAGGGCCGCUUCCAGGACAACGGGGCCUGCGGGUACGUGCUGAAGCCUGCCUUCCUGCGAGACCCGAACUCGACCUUUAACUCGCGUGCUCUGGCUCAGGGGCCCUGGUGGACCCGGAAGCGGCUCAGUGUCAGGGUCAUCUCCGGGCAGCAGCUGCCAAAAGUCAACAAGAAUAAGAAUUCAAUCGUGGACCCCAAGGUGACGGUGGAGAUCCACGGCGUGGGCCGGGACACGGCGAGCCGCCAGACGGCUGUGGUCACCAAUAACGGUUUCAACCCGUGGUGGGACACAGAGUUUGAGUUCGAGGUGGUUGUGCCCGAGCUCGCCCUCGUGCGCUUCUUGGUGGAGGAUUAUGACGCCUCCUCUAAGAACGACUUCAUUGGCCAGAGCACCAUCCCCUUGGGCAGCCUCAAGCAGGGAUACCGCCACGUCCACCUCUUGUCAAAGAACGGAGACCAGCACCCUUCUGCCACCCUCUUUGUGAAGGUGUCUCUCCAGGACUAG
Molecule: messenger RNA, 2301 nt
Organism: Puma concolor (puma)
Lineage: Eukaryota; Metazoa; Chordata; Mammalia; Carnivora; Felidae
Source: RefSeq, a predicted model, not a curated record